GUCAGUGUCGUUUUAGGAGUAUGCCGGUCAAGUAGUGAAAACUGUUUUUCCCUCUUCUGAAAAUUGCUCAAAAUUUUGGGUGCGGAUCUUCGAGAAAAAUCGCUCGAUCGAAAUGGUCACUGAAAAUGGACAGUCUGACGGAAAUACGUCAUUUUUGCGAGCUGCCCGUAAUGGCCACAUAGACAAAGUUCUGGAACACCUGAAAUCGAAUAUCGACAUCAAUACCAGCAACGCAAAUGGCCUCAACGCCCUGCACCUCGCCUCCAAAGAUGGUCACGUGGACAUCGUGGAGCAGCUGCUCAAGCGUGGCGCGAUCGUCGACGCUGCCACGAAGAAAGGCAACACCGCGCUGCACAUCGCGUCGCUGGCCGGCCAGGAAGAGGUGGUCAGACUGCUGGUGCAGCACCACGCCUCGGUCAACGUGCAGAGCCAGAACGGCUUCACGCCCCUGUAUAUGGCCGCCCAGGAGAACCACGACAACGUCGUCAGGUACCUGCUGGCGAACGGGGCUAACCAGAGUCUCUCCACAGAGGAUGGGUUUACCCCACUUGCGGUGGCAAUGCAGCAAGGACAUGAUAAAGUAGUGACAGUAUUACUAGAAAACGACACUAGAGGCAAAAUCAGACUUCCAGCUCUACACAUCGCUGCCAAGAAGGACGACGUCAAGGCAGCCAAGCUCCUACUAGAGAAUGAACACAACCCAGACGUUACUUCGAAAUCAGGCUUCACUCCACUCCACAUAGCCUCACACUACGGCAACCAGCAAAUCGCCAACCUGCUAGUACAGAAAGGAGCCGACGUUAAUUAUUCAGCAAAACACAACAUCACUCCCCUACACGUGGCUGCCAAAUGGGGGAAAGCCAAUAUGGUAGCACUGCUUUUAGAGCACGGAGCUACCAUAGAAGCCAAAACCAGGGACGGCCUAACGCCACUACACUGUGCUGCCAGAUCUGGUCACGAACAGGUGGUUGACAUGUUACUGGAGAGAGGAGCACCCAUCAGUUCCAAGACCAAGAAUGGUCUCGCCCCACUACACAUGGCUGCCCAGGGAGACCAUGUGGAUGCAGCUCGCAUACUCCUCUACCAUCGGGCGCCUGUCGAUGAGGUCACUGUGGACUAUUUGACAGCCCUUCAUGUAGCUGCCCAUUGUGGGCAUGCUCGCGUUGCAAAGCUGCUCCUGGACAGACAGGCAGACGCGAAUGCUAGAGCUUUGAAUGGCUUCACGCCGUUACAUAUAGCUUGCAAAAAGAACAGGAUAAAAGUGGUGGAGUUAUUGCUCAAACACGGAGCCAGUAUCGGAGCGACGACUGAAAGUGGACUGACUCCACUGCACGUAGCCAGCUUCAUGGGUUGCAUGAACAUCGUCAUAUACCUUCUCCAACACGAUGCCAAUCCAGACGUACCGACUGUUAGAGGAGAAACUCCAUUACAUCUAGCUGCCAGAGCGAAUCAGACCGACAUCAUAAGGAUUUUGCUUCGAAACGGUGCUCAGGUUGAUGCUAGAGCGAGAGAACAGCAAACGCCUCUUCAUAUAGCUUCCCGCCUAGGCAAUGUCGAUAUAGUUAUGCUUCUGCUUCAGCAUGGUGCCAAAGUGGAUAACACUACCAAAGACAUGUAUACAGCUCUGCAUAUAGCUGCCAAAGAAGGUCAAGACGAGGUCGCUGCAGUUCUAUUAGACAACGGUGCUUCGCUAGAUGCCACUACGAAAAAAGGCUUCACUCCACUUCAUCUAGCCGCUAAGUACGGACAUCUCAAGGUGGCUAAGCUUCUUCUCCAAAAAGAAGCACCAGUUGAUGCUCAGGGCAAGAACGGAGUGACUCCAUUACAUGUAGCUUCCCAUUAUGAUCACCAAAACGUAGCUCUACUACUACUGGACAAAGGUGCUUCUCCACACGCUAUAGCCAAAAAUGGCCACACUCCCCUCCACAUAGCUGGAAGAAAAAAUCAAAUGGACAUUGCAAAUACCCUCCUGGAGUAUGGAGCGCAGCCGAAUGCAGAAAGUAAAGCUGGGUUCACACCUUUACACCUCAGCGCUCAAGAAGGCCACGGAGAAAUGUCAGCUCUGCUUCUGGAGCAUAAAGCAGAUGCCAACCAUGAAGCGAAGAAUGGUCUUACACCGUUGCACCUUUGUGCCCAAGAGGAUCGAGUACCUGUGGCUGAGGUCCUGGUGAAGAACGGGGCUGAGGUCAAUGCCCCCACUAAAGGGGGCUACACGCCUUUGCAUAUAGCCAGCCACUACGGCCAGACCAGCAUGGUGAGGUUCCUUUUGCAGAACGGUGCUAACAUUGAAUCGACGACGUCUCUGAAGUAUACGCCCCUUCAUCAGGCAGCGCAGCAGGGUCACGCGAAUAUAGUCAAUAUAUUGUUGGAGAAUAAUGCCGAUCCGAAUGCUGUCACGAUGACCGGUCAAACUCCGCUGAAUAUAGCUCAGAAACUGGGCUACAUCACCGUGAUAGAGACCUUGAAGGUGGUGACCACAGUGACAACGAUCACCACCACUACCACCACCAACAUCGAAGAGAAAUACAGGGUGCAAGCACCCGAACUCAUGCACGAAACUUUCAUGUCGGAUUCUGAAGAAGAAGGCGAAGACACUGUCCUGGGCGACCAAACCUACAGGUACCUCACAGCUGACGAAAUGAAGUCUUUGGGGGACGAUUCCCUGCCUAUAGACGUCACGAGGGACGAGAGGAUAGACUCGAACAGAAUGGCGACAAGCGGGGAUAGCAAUAUGCUGCCUCCGCAGCAUAUAGAAGAUAGCAUCAGCCCCGAGCACGUGCACCAGAAUUAUACGGAGUACAUCAAGAAGUACGCGCCAGACAAUGUGGACAUCGCCAGACAUCCGAUCAAUAUUGGGAAACUUCACUGGAAAAACUUCCUAGUGUCCUUUUUGGUGGACGCCAGAGGCGGAGCAAUGCGUGGAUGCCGGCACUCGGGCGUGCGCGUUAUAGUGCCUCCCCGGUGCGCUCCCAGUCCCACGCGCAUCACGUGUCGGUACGUGAGGCCGCAGAGAACCCCCCAUCCGCCUCCCCUGAUGGAGGGGGAGGCACUGGCAAGCCGGGUGCUCGAGUUGGGUCCCGUGGGGGCCAAAUUUCUGGGGCCAGUUAUCAUCGAAGUUCCCCAUUUCGCAGCCCUGCGAGGGAAAGAAAGAGAAAUUGUUAUACUCAGAUCGGAUAACGGCGAAUCAUGGAAAGAACACACUGUAGAUUCCGUCGAAGAAGUCCUAAAUGAAGUGCUCCAUGACAGCUUCGAUGCUGAAGAUCUGAACCAGAUGGAGGACGUAGCCACAGGCAGGAUCACCAGGAUAGUCACCCAGGACUUCCCCCAGUACUUCGCCGUAGUAUCCAGAGUCCGCCAAGAAGUCCAUGCCAUCGGUCCAGAAGGCGGCAUGGUGUCCAGCACGGUAGUGCCUCAAGUACAAGCAGUUUUCCCUGAAGGAGCACUCACCAAGAAGAUCAAGGUCGGACUGCAGGCUCAGCCAAUCGACCCUGAGCUGACGGCCAAACUGCUAGGGCACAGCGUUGCCGUGUCUCCAGUAGUCACAGUCGAGCCGAGAAGAAGAAAGUUCCACAAAGCUAUCACCCUGAGUAUGCCGGCACCCAGAGCGCACUCGCAAGGGAUGAUCAACCAGUAUUCGGGGUCUGCGCCUACCCUUAGGCUGCUGUGCUCCAUAACAGGUGGUACAACAAGAGCACAAUGGGAAGAUGUCACUGGUUCAACACCUCUCACCUUCGUCAACGAUUGUGUUUCCUUCACCACCACAGUAUCGGCUAGAUUUUGGCUCAUGGACUGUCGAAAUAUCUCAGACGCCACCAAAAUGGCAACAGAACUAUACAAGGAAGCCAUACAUGUGCCAUUCAUGGCCAAAUUCGUGGUGUUCGCGAAGCGAGUGGACCCUCUAGAAGCGCGCCUACGCGUUUUCUGCAUGACAGAUGACAAGGAGGACAAAACGCUGGAACAUCAAGAGCACUUCACUGAGGUGGCGAAAAGCAGAGACGUGGAGGUGUUGGAGGGGAAGCAGCAGUACGUGGAGUUCGCCGGGAAUCUGGUACCGGUGACGAAGAGUGGGGAGCAAUUGACGUUCUCUUUCAGAGCGUUCAGGGAGAAUCGGCUGCCGUUCAGCGUUCGAGUUAAAGACCAGCACGCCGAAGCGGUCAGCAGGUGUCUCUUCAUGAAGGAGUCCAAAGUACCUAAGGGAGACCAGCCACAGCAACCCAUCUGCAUUCUCAACAUCGUUCUACCUGACGACAUCGUCACCGAUACCAUAUCGCUGAGCGACCUUGACAGUAAAAGCACUCUCCUUUCGGAGAAUUUCGACUACUACCGACCCGAUCCGAGAUUGGCCGAUAUGAGCAACCUGUUGGGCGAUCAUUGGGUACCCCUGGCCAAUCAGCUGGGCCUCACACCCUCCGAGAUAAACGUCAUCAAGUCCGAGUAUCCAGACAGCGUCGCCAAACAAGCACAAAGCAUGUUGAGGAUGUGGUUGUCGCAGUCUGGUAAUAAGGCUAAAACGAAUACUCUCGAGAACGCCUUGAGAAGGAUAGGAAGAGAAGAUAUAAUACCCCAGUGCCUGAAUGUCGACCAAGGUAGUCGAACGAUAACUAGGAUAAAACACGAGGAGAUAGGAAAAUACAGACUGAAAAAAGAAAAAGAUGUAGAUAGUUUAGAUAAAGGUGCUGUGACGGAAGAUGUAGCAUUGAGAUUGAUAGCAGAUAGGCAAGAGGGCAAGAAGAAGUUAGAAUCGUACGACAAAUACUCAGCCGAAGAAAAGGUAGUAGAAAAAUCUGACGAAGAAGAAGAGGAAACCUUCGAAAAACCAGUAGCAGAGCGUCGAGAAAAAAUAGAAAAACGCCUAUCUUCGGACAGAACAAUCCCCGCCUCAACACAACGACGAGAAAUCGUCCAAGAAAUCACCACGAUCAAACAACAGAGCCUGGUGGAGGACAAAAUCGCCGAGGUGCAGCAAAAAGUUAAAACCACCGAGGAGCAAACGAAAACCACUUUGGUCAAAACGGUGGCGCCCGAGGCGAAAACGGUUUCGCCCGACGCCAAAACGGUUUCGCCCGACUUCACAAAAACGGUUUCGCGCACGGUAGAGAUAAAAACCACUUUGCCAUCCGACUCGAGAGUGCGCGACUCCGAAGUGACACGCAUCAGUCACAAGACCGCCGAAGACGCCGAACUGCUUGAAGGAGUCACACAGAGCCUGGAGAAGAGCAGGGUCAUGACGAAGUUGAUCGCAGAAGAAGAUCCCAAAUCACCGAUGUUCUCCAAAACACCACCUCCAAGCCCCGCAGAUUUCCUGAUACGAACAGAACAAGGAACCACAAUACAC
Molecule: messenger RNA, 5335 nt
Organism: Phaedon cochleariae (mustard beetle)
Lineage: Eukaryota; Metazoa; Arthropoda; Insecta; Coleoptera; Chrysomelidae
Source: the annotation of a GenBank genome assembly